AACAUCAUCAGUUUUGGAACAAAGUGAAGUAGAGCAGAGGUGUCACGGAAUUUUCUUCCGCAGUCGGCCUCCCGGAGUCGUCCAACUCGCUUCUACACGCAUCGCCGCCGAGCAGCAGAGCGCGACGCCGCCGCCAGGGUGCCUCUCCCCGCCGCUCCUCCCCAGUCCGCCGCUCAUCUCCCGCAGCAGCGGAGUGGGGAUCCAUCGGUGCCGGGCGCGGAUUGGUUCCUCCAUGGUUCUUGUGUUGGGGUGUGAGAGAUGAAGUGUUAAUUUUAAACAGCAUCUAGAGGACUGCCUGGACUAAGCUUUUAAGUAAGUAUAGGAUGGGUGGCUGCUGUUGCUGUUCAUCAAGAAGAUCUGAAGCAGUUAGAGCACCAGUUGAUAUCUAUCGCCAACAAAAUCUCGAGGAGCAUGAGCCGUUGUCUUCAGCUUUUGAUGGAUCAUCUCCAGCCUCUGGAAUCAUUGCAGUAGACACAAAUCUGGAUACAUCCACUCCCGACACUUAUCGAGCACCACCUGCACCUUUGCCUUAUGAUGUUGUUUUGGCAGUUCCAGAUAACCUUGAUUUGGUGAAGUCAGACGUUAAGGGUAAAGUUCAUGAUCAGCAGGAGUCCUUCGAGGUGGAUGAGUCAUGUAAGAAAGGUGUCCUCAAAGAUAAGCCUGAUAAACCUGACGAGGAGGAUGUUUGCCCAAUCUGCCUUGAAGAAUAUGAUGAAGAAAAUCCUCGCUCUACAACCAAAUGUGAGCAUCAUUUCCAUCUUUGCUGCAUACUUGAAUGGAUGGAGCGAAGUGAUACUUGCCCAGUUUGUGACCAGAUAACCUUGGUAGAUGAGAUAUUUGAAUAGGCCUGGUGACCCUGGUGAAUCCUCUCUUGGAGCUCUUCUUAUUGAGGAGGUGCAGUCAGCAACUAACCCUACUCUUGAUAUUGAUCUGUUCUUGGUGGAGUCUCUCAUGGAAAUGAAUUCAUGAAAACAAUUGGGGAAAAAUUGCAAGGAGGAAUGACAUGAAAUGUAUUUGCAGUCUCGGUUAUGUGCCUUCUUUGUCAUGCUUUGGCUGUUCAUAACAACAGGUGUAUUAGGAAACUUCUUGGUUGAAAUAUAUAUGUGUGUGUGUGUAUGAUUGUAUGUAUGUCGCUGGUUCAUUCAGUUCAAAGUUAGAGUCCUGCCCAUUUAUUGUUGUGAAUUUGAACAUCUGUCCGUCCGUUCGUGCUUCGGUCAGCUGUGUAUAUUGAUCUGUUCUUGGUGACUGGUAAAAGUUAGGUAGGUGACAGGUAAAAGUUGUCCUAGAUGGGGUUUCCUUGGCACAAUCCAUUCUGUACAAGCUUCCUGUAUAUAAAUACAUCAUUCAUAGUU
Phragmites australis (common reed) is the source of this 1352-nucleotide messenger RNA. RefSeq names its product probable E3 ubiquitin-protein ligase RHB1A. Lineage: Eukaryota; Viridiplantae; Streptophyta; Magnoliopsida; Poales; Poaceae. The transcript is spliced from 6 exons. The coding region runs from base 324 to 845 and encodes 173 amino acids. The record is from RefSeq and is a predicted model, not a curated record. Gene Ontology annotation, molecular function: ubiquitin-protein transferase activity.